AUGAGGGGGUAGACAGAAAGGAAGUGAGUGCAGUGGAGAGAGUCCACACGGGGCUUGGGCGAGAUUGUGACGCCCAAAGGAAAUCUACAAUCAUAUUUUUAAAUCGUUGUCUAGACCGUAAAAUAUGACUUCAGGAGCUGAUGUAAGUGUGAUGGGUAAAGAGUCAAACUCCACUGCCUCUUACCUUGGACAUUUUUCUUUAGCCAGUAGCCUUAAAUAGCCUCUGUAUACUGCAUGCUGACUGCCAUAGCACCCAAUUUAUAGACGUCAAAGCAGGGUUUAUUGUGUGGAGAAAACUAGACAGUUUUACUAGUUUUACCUAUAUGUUAAAUAACCUAGUGAUGGGGGUUCCAGUAUAUGAACCAUUAUGUAGUGGUGUUUCUGUCAGGGGGCAUGGACUGUUUGUCUCUAUUUGAUACGAAGUCCAACAAGGUAAUUUUGCACGUUGAAUGAUGGUUGGAUGAUGAACUGUGCUUUAAUAUAAGCUACUGUUCACUAGACCACGCACGCGUGGACCGCACCCGCAUAGGCCGCUUUUCACACACUUAUUGGAUGCGUUUUCCUGUUUGUGCAGAAAAAAAAGGAUUUCCUGGGACCCGGAAAUAAACAACUUGUUCAUCAACAACCCACCUUUUCCACUCCACCAAGGCCAUAUGCGGCCUGAUUUAUUUAUUUAUUUAUUUAUUUAUUUAAUAACAGAGGUUAAAUCAGAUCCAAGGCAAAGUGUUCACGGAAUCUGGUCCAGUGCUAUAUAAUUAGCUGUAUUGCUUUGGCCCACGGCAGAUUGAAUUCUGAAUUACUGGACGAAGCAAAUUAUUUUUACAACAACAACAACAACAACAACAAUAAUGUAAUUGUUGCAAUUAUGAUGUAGCCUCCCGAUAGCCCCUUCUGUACGCCUGGUUUGCACAAGGCUUCUGCUCCAGGGAUGUAUGUCUUGGGGCCCGGCACUGAUUGGGUCCCGUAGGCCGGUGAAGUUGUAGGAAAUCCGGGAAUCCACUGUUCCACCUUCUCAGCGGAAAGGGAGAACGCGAAACACAGUAGGGAGAGAGAGACUGAGAGAGGCAGGGUGUUGAGGAAGCAGAGAGACGCUUUUGCAAGCCUCACUGAACUUAAUACUGUCAGAAAAGGAGACCACGACUCAACACGAGAUGGCGUCAGUGAGCGACGCCCGCCAGCCGCAGCAGGCCCAGAAGGACGCGGCGGACCAGAACUUCGACUACAUGUUCAAGCUGCUGAUCAUCGGGGACAGCAGCGUGGGCAAGACCAGCUUCCUGUUUCGCUACGCCGACGACUCCUUCACCCCCGCCUUCGUCAGCACCGUCGGCAUCGACUUCAAGGUCAAGACUGUCUUCAGAAACAACAAGAGGAUCAAGCUGCAGAUCUGGGACACUGCGGGGCAGGAGAGGUACAGGACGAUCACAACGGCCUACUACAGGGGGGCAAUGGGCUUCCUCCUCAUGUAUGACAUCACCAACGAGGACUCCUUCAGCGCCGUGCAGGACUGGGCCACUCAGAUAAAGACGUACUCCUGGGACAACGCACAGGUAGUGCUGGUGGGGAACAAGAGUGACCUGGAGGAGGAGAGGGUGGUCCCAACGGAGGGCAGCCGGCAACUGGCCAACGAGCUGGGGUUUCACUUCUUCGAGGCCAGCGCCAAGGACAACGUCAACGUGAGGCAGGCGUUCGAGCGCCUGGUGGACGUCAUCUACGAGAAGAUGAACGAGAGCGCGGACGGGGAUCAGAGCACGUCCGGCAGGGCCGCCGCCCUGCAGGACACGCCCCCCGACACCGGCGGGGGCGGCUGCGCCUGCUGACCGCAGUGCACCCUGGGACUGCCUGGCCCGGCGGCCCCUCCCCCUCCGUGGAACCCAUGUCCCAGCACCCCACAGUUCCCCAGAACAGCCUCUUAAUCUUAUCACCCCCAUAUUUUCACUGCGCAAACCGUCAAUCUGCCCGGACCCCUCAUGCUGACCCCCUGCACCCGCCCCCCCCCCCCUUCCCCAGGUCACUUCCUGUUACUCAAAGCAACACAGAGGAACUACCAUCACCUUCUCUCUGUACUCCUCCAAACCCUGAGAGUGUUCUAUGGUCACUGGUACCGAUCACCUUCUCUCUGUACUCCUCCAAAACCUGAGAGAGAGUGUUCUAUGGUCACUGUUACCGAUCACCUUCUCUCUGUACUCCUCCAAACCCUGAGAGUGUUCUAUGGUCACUGUUACCGAUCACCUUCUCUCUGUACUCCUCCAAACCCUGAGAGAAAGUGUUCUAUGGUCACUGUUACCGGUCACCUUCUCUCUGUACUCCUCCAAACCCUGAGAGUGUUCUAUGGUCACUGUUACCGAUCACCUUCUCUCUGUACUCCUCCAAACCCUGAGAGAAAGUGUUCUAUGGUCACUGUUACUGAUAACCUUCUCUCUGUACUCCUCCAAACCCUGUGAGUGUUCUAUGGUCACUGGUACCGAUCACCUUCUCUCUGUACUCCUCCAAACCCUGAGAGUGUUCUAUGGUCACUGGUACCGAUCACCUUCUCUCUGUACUCCUCCAAACCCUGAGAGAAAGUGUUCUAUGGUCACUGUUACCGAUCUCCUUCUCUCUGUACUCCUCCAAACCCUGAGAGUGUUCUAUGGUCACUGUUACCGAUCACCUUCUCUCUGUACUCCUCCAAAACCUGAGAGAGAGUGUUCUAUGGUCACUGGCACCGAUCACCUUCUCUCUGUACUCCUCCAAACCCUGAGAGUGUUCUAUGGUCACUGGUACCGAUCACCUUCUCUCUGUACUCCUCCAAACCCUGAGAGUGUUCUAUGGUCAGCGUCACUGAACUAGAAUCCACUCUUUCAGCCAUCUCUGCUCCCUUUCUCCACUGCGGUCUUUUAACCUCCUUGUUUUGUCUGUUCGCUGUUGUUUCUGUGGUCUAUCACUCGAUCUUACCCCCCCCCCCCCCCCCGGGGGUAUUUUAAAUUUUAACCAAUCUGAGCCUUUGCAAAUGUGGAGGACGUGUGGACGUUCCGUUCAAACGGUUAAAAACGGAUUAGAUUCUAGCUUUGACCAGAUAUUAAGUCCAGUUCUUUUGAAAAUGCGUUUCAAAUAUUUCGGAGCACAGAAUCUGUAAGAUAUAUUGAUUCUGGUGCAUUACAGUGUAGGUCUGUGGUGUUCAAGGUUCUAGUGCACCUCAAAACUUCUCCCAGUCACACAUCACUGUAGGAAUGUUCCAGGGCAUUGAUGAAUUUUUUAUAUUUCCGUCACACACUCACUAAUAUCCAUCAGCAGUGUGCGGACCCCCCUUUAUCCAAAGCCCUUUACAAUUGAUGCCUCUCAUUCACCAGAGCAGUUAGGGGUUAGGUGUCUUGCUCAGGGACACUUCGACACGCCCCAGGGCGGGGAUCGAACCGGCAACCCUCCAACUGCCAGACAACCGCUCUUACCUCCUGAGCCAUGUCGGCCCUGUUACAAAGAUUACAUGUUGAUAUGCUGUCGUAAAGUCUGGGUGAUGCGAAUGGGGGGUGGGGCGGUGGGGGGGUGGGGGUGUUGGCUGAACUCUGCGACCUCAGAGGGCUGUGUCUGGGACUUUGGGGAAGAAGCCUGGGGGUGACAAAGCCCUUUUCUCUGUAAACGUGCAGGUGUGCAGGUGCCAAGGAACUCUGGGAGUGCGUCUCUUUCUCUCCCCUCUCUUUCAAAAUGGACACAGGUGCAUUUCUGUCAUAGUUACCACUGUACGUCUCCACGGUGACAGGGAGUGGGUGAUGUUGUGAUGUUGUGCCAAAUCUCUUACCCCAAGAUCUAGGCAAUUUGGCCAAGCCUGCAUUGAAGGCAAUACUGGACAUUCACACACACAUACAUAUAGGAACAUAUACAGUGUAUACGUAUAUAUACACACACACACACACACACACACAAGUACCAGGUAUACAAAACAGUAAGCAAGCUGUCUUACACUGUUCUGAUUGGUGUGCUGUGUGGACCUUUUUAGGCUGGUAUGUGGCGAUUUUCUCAGUGACUGUAAAUAAACUGCUGGAUGUUUGUUAAAAUACUGGUCAUGGGUAAUGCACAAAUGCACUGUUUCCUGUGUUAGGGUCCUGCACUCAAACUACAUAUUAAGUUAAGUUCUUCAUCUCAGUCAGUCCUUGACUUUCGGCGCGGAGGGUGCUUAAGGAAUGUGUUUGUCUUUCUUUAUCUCACUCUCUAUCUCUCCCUACAUAUAUAUAUAUAUGUGUGUGUGUGUGUGUGUGUAUGUAUAUAUAUAUAUAUAUAUAUAUAUAUACACGUACACACACACAGUAUAUCUCACGCCAAGUAAACUCUUGUUCGUACUUGAAUUCUCCAAUUUGGAGAGGAGGUAAUUUUUCAUUUUAUUUAUCAGAAAUGAACUGUUGGAUUUUAUUCGUUUGGAUGUUUGCUGUGUUGUGUUUGUGUAUGUUUUGUGUUAGUUAUUUUUAUUUAUUUUAAGAAUAACAAACAUAAUGGGGAAAUGCCUGGUUUUGUAUCUUUUAUGUAAUUUAUGUUUCCUCUUAAUUUAGGACAUUAGUGUAUUUGUUUCAUGAAGCAUGAAAGACACCAAAUAAUGACAGACUCAUUUUGGAGAAAUAAAGAUGGCAUUUGUGAGAACGCUCACUCGCAUAUGUCAUAUCCAUGACA
Messenger RNA from Anguilla anguilla (European eel), 4635 nucleotides. It is a transcript of the gene rab3db, whose product is annotated as RAB3D, member RAS oncogene family, b. Gene Ontology annotation, cellular component: synaptic vesicle; endosome; plasma membrane. NCBI's taxonomy places the organism in Eukaryota, Metazoa, Chordata, Actinopteri, Anguilliformes, Anguillidae. Gene Ontology annotation, molecular function: GTP binding; GTPase activity. Gene Ontology annotation, biological process: regulation of exocytosis; protein localization to plasma membrane; protein secretion. Bases 1152 to 1817 code for a protein of 221 amino acids. The transcript has 5 exons. The record is from RefSeq and is a predicted model, not a curated record.